Cokeromyces recurvatus is the source of this 1085-nucleotide messenger RNA. RefSeq names its product ribosomal protein S9/S16-domain-containing protein. Gene Ontology annotation, cellular component: ribosome; mitochondrial small ribosomal subunit. NCBI's taxonomy places the organism in Eukaryota, Fungi, Mucoromycota, Mucoromycetes, Mucorales, Mucoraceae. The record is from RefSeq and is a predicted model, not a curated record. The coding region runs from base 68 to 991 and encodes 307 amino acids. Gene Ontology annotation, biological process: translation. Gene Ontology annotation, molecular function: structural constituent of ribosome; RNA binding. The transcript is spliced from 3 exons.
AAUAAAAGUAUCAUUUUUUUUUUCUUUUUUUUUUUAUACACAAACUUUUGUUAGUAGCAUUGCUGAAAUGUCUAGAAUAUUAAAAAUAACUCGUGCUUUAUCAAUAAAUACUACAACACAACUUUUUAAUCGUCCACUUAUAUCUUCUGUUUUCACAAAACGAGGGGCAUCCACCUAUUACCAACAUAAUCAACAACAAGAUGAUAUUCUUCAAUAUAGAGAUAAACCCGAAUCAUUAUCUUAUUUUACAGGCAAUUUCAAGUAUAACGAUCUUUUAAUUGAGCUCGAUGCACUCUAUAAGCAAUUUGAAGAUUGGAAACCAGAAACAAAGAAAAUAGAUGCUGAAUUACCCUCUGAGUUAGCUGUUGUCAAAGCAACACAGAAUGAAAUCACGUAUUCUUGGAAAUCAAAAGACAAGAUGUCAGAGCAUUUAAGUAUUCCUCUCACUACAUCACAAUGGAGAAAGAUUAUGGGCCACCUAAACAUGCUUGCAUCACUUCCUAAACCCUUACCUCCUGCUGUAGCCAACAUUUUAGAACCUUAUCAACGAUUUGAUGCUACUAGUCAAGAUGUAGGAAACAGCAAGAUUCGCACUCUAGAUGAUAUGGGUCGUGCCUUUGCAGUUGGACGUAGAAAGGAAUCACGUGCUAAUUGUUAUCUGGUUGAAGGUGAAGGCAAGAUUCUUGUGAAUGGUAUCGAGUUGAAUGACUAUUUUCAAAGAUUGGUUGACAGAAAUGAAGUGACUUUACCAUUAGAUGUGACAGAGACCAAGGAUAAAUACAAUGCAUGGAUUCUUGUAAAGGGAGGAGGAAGUACAGGUCAAGCACAGGCUAUUAAGCUGGGUCUUGGUAGGGCUUUAUUGAUUCAUAAUAGUGAAUUGAAGCCUACCUUACGUAAAGCUGGCUGUAUUACUCGCGAUCCUAGAGUGGUUGAACGUAAGAAAGAAGGUCAAAGAAAGGCUCGUGCAAAGUAUACCUGGGUCAAGCGUUAAGGGGGAUUUUAUUUUAUCUCAUUAUUUGUAUAGUUGUUGUAUUAAAAAAAAAAAAAAUCUAGAAGAUAUCAAUUUUUUUCAUUUUCAGAUUAGC